AUGAAGGGUUUAGUUAUCUCAGUUAUUGUGGCGGUUACCAUGGUGCAAUUCAUGGCGGAGCCAGGAGAAACGGCCGUCGUAAGUUGUGACGAAGUGGAUGAAUGUUUAGUUUACUGUGUUCCUUACCUGACCUCAAGGACAGGUUAUCCCUCGGCUCUCUGCUGUGUCGGGCUGGCGAAACUCAAGAAAAUCGCCGUCACCACCGCCGAGAAGCAAACAGCCUGUAGCUGUAUCAAAGAGGCCGCUGCUGGAUUCCCCAGUAUUAAGGAAGGUGUGGCCUCGUCUCUUCCUAAUAAGUGCAAUGUUCAAUUUAAUUACCCAAUCUCUAAGAACACCAACUGCCACGAGUAA
Molecule: messenger RNA, 351 nt
Organism: Gossypium arboreum
Lineage: Eukaryota; Viridiplantae; Streptophyta; Magnoliopsida; Malvales; Malvaceae
Product: non-specific lipid-transfer protein A-like
Exons: 1
Coding region: 1-351 (116 amino acids)
Biological process (GO): lipid transport
Cellular component (GO): membrane
Molecular function (GO): lipid binding
Source: RefSeq, a predicted model, not a curated record